Messenger RNA from Patella vulgata (common limpet), 3835 nucleotides. RefSeq names its product ras-related protein Rab-35. NCBI's taxonomy places the organism in Eukaryota, Metazoa, Mollusca, Gastropoda, Patellidae. The record is from RefSeq and is a predicted model, not a curated record. Gene Ontology annotation, molecular function: GTPase activity; GTP binding. The transcript has 3 exons. Bases 552 to 1256 code for a protein of 234 amino acids.
UUUGUGAAAACCACAUGUAGAGCUUAAAGCAUUCGAGUUAUUCUCACUCUCCAUCCUAAGUUCCUAACUAUAUUACAGUCGAUUCAGUUUUCACGAACCUGACAUUUCAUGCCAUGGAACGACGCUCUUAAAUAUCGCUUUAUGAUGUCCAGAUUGGAUGGAGUUCAGAUUUGGUUAUUAAAGGUUUUCAUUGGUGAUCGCACUUGAAUUGAGUAUACAUAUAUGUACUUGACUUUUCUGUUUACUAACAGUCACAUGUGAUUUUUGUAGGCUACUGUUCUAGCCGUUACGAGUUCAGUGCAGUGUGGGGUUGAACCAACAAUUUGAAUUCUGAGUUUUAGCGCAGUCGGUUUUUCAUUCGCUUUAUUUGGUAAUUACGUUUUGUGUGUUGGAUUUCCUUUUUAAAAAAAGCUGUUAUUCCGAAUAAUAAUUAACGUUUUCAAAUUAAUUUUUAUCCUGUUUUACGGCGAUUGGAUUUGAAACUGUGGUGUAUUCUCCUAAAAGGGAUUAUUGUGGUUUCUAGUGUGCCUCAAUUGGGAUCACAUCUAAAGAUGAAUGAAGUUGGAAAGACGAAUUUUCUAAUACAUGACCUUCAUCAGAAUAUGACAUGUAACUAUAUAAGCAAAUCUAUUAAGAUGGCCACUGGAGUACCUACCUAUAAAGUUAUACUGUGUGGUGAAUAUGGUGUAGGUAAAAGUUCUAUAUUUCGAAGAUUUAUGAACAACUCAUUUACCCUAGAGAAUGAUAAAAAGUCGACAGUAGGAUUAGAUCAAGCAUCUAGAAUAGUCAAUGUUAAUGGAACAGAUGUUAAGCUAUUAUUAUGGGAUACUGGUGGCAUGGAGAGAAUGAGUUUUAUAGGAUCUAGUUAUUAUCGUGGUGCUCAAGCCGCUUUAUUAUGUUAUAGUGUCAACAAUAAAGAAACAUUCAACAUUUUAUCACAGUACAUUCUAGAUAUUGUCAUGAAUGCUGAAGGGGCCAAAAUAUUUUUAUGUGGGAACAUGGCUGAUUGUGGUGAUGACAAAGAAUGUGUGACGGAAGCAGAUGUGGAUAAAUUCACAGAAGAAUGUGAAAAUGUUUUAUCGGGUGUGUACAGUGUGUCGUGCAAAGAAAAUCGGGGAAUAAAUGAAAUGUUUAAAGAUAUUACCCAUAAGCUUCAUGAAAUGAAUGUUAAUAAAUUGACAUUACGCCGUGACAUGAUUAUUCGACCAGGAGAAACGCCAGAAGCACAUAGUGGUUCCAAAAAACGUUGUUGUUGAACUUUUUAAAAAAAAAAUUUUGAAGACAACAUUAAUAUGACGGUCCCUGAAUAUUAAAUGUGAUAUUUAUAUACUGAUAAGCUUGUACCAAAAUAAAUGAAUUAUUUCAUAUAUAAUUUAUGUUGUUAUUGUCAUAAUGGACCAAUAUUAUAUGAAUAUUUGAAUGAAUUAUAUAUUACAAUAUACCUGUCAUAAUAUACUCUAUAUUUUUAAGAAUGUACAUUUAUUUUUUUAAAAGGAUUAUUAGAAUUUGAGGCAAUCAUAAGAGGUCAAAUUCAUUUGGCUACAUUUCCAACCUUUCAGUUGGUAAUCUGUGAAAAUUUGCCAUGUUAAAUUUAAUUAGUUGUCAGGGUAUCAACAUCUAAACAUCACAUGAUCAUAAUUCUUCAACCAAUAAACACUGUAUAAUAUCUAUGAAAGCCAAAAUAUUCUCCCAAAAAGACUUCUCCCUUAAUUAAAGUAUUCGUUUUAAUCACCUUCUUAAUAUAAAUAUUAACACACAAGAGAUACAAACCUCUGUAAAUUAACAUCAAAUUAUUUAAAAUAUCAGUCAUUAUGGUUAUGUUUUUUGAUUAUUCAUGAAUUUACAAUUUACAGUCUUUUAGGACAAGUACUCUUUCUCCUCAAGAUCUCUUAAGUAUGUUUUUUGUUCAGAUGCAAUAAAAAUAACUAAAUAGAGCUACAUGAGUAAGUUCAUUCAUUAAAGGCAUGUGCAUUGAUAUAUAGAUCUAUAUAGGCUGUAGUGCAUGCCAGAUGACAUUUUUAUAUAUUAUGUUCUAAUAUUAUAUUUUAAUACAAUAGCUAUAGAUACAUGUAUAGUAAUCACCAAUAUUUUCAACCUUAGAAAAAAAUGCAAAAUUCUAUAUAUUUUAUGUGAAGGAGUGCCUAUAUAUGUUAAUUUAUCUACGCAAUUGUAACACUACAUGAACUUGACCUAUAUUAGACCUACCCAUGUAAAUUUGAUAAUUGCAUAUAUUCAGAUUAGCUAUAGAAAAUACACACUCCUAUACAUGAAUGGAGAAAUACUUUUCCUUUUCACUGUGUAUGUAUUUUAUUAUUAAAGCUGUCUACCAUCAGAGGUUUCCCCGGAGUUGUGAACACUCUACCCAGGAUAUAAUGUUCAUUUGAUCAAAAUAAAUAACACCUCUAUCGAAAAUCAAAAUUUGCCAUCCACAAACUGUUUACCUUCAAACUAAUGCAAACUUGUGAAUGGCAUACACAUAUUGAAUGUAUUUUGCAGAUUAUUUUUCUGGUCACUUUUAAGACUUUGCUGGAUUGUUCAGUGGAACAUAAGAAAGGCAUUUUUAAAACUCUGUGGGAAUGUUCCCACAAAAAUCACAACCAUAUUGUCCCAUUACCGUUUCGACUUUUAAGGUUUGUGAACAUAAUGCAGGAUAAAAUUCUCUAUUGGAUUUUUUAUUUCCUUUAUUUUGGUGGGCUUGUUGACUGGGGCAAAACAGAUAAACAGCAUUAAAAUUCUAAAUUCUAAAGAUAGCUGAUGAAAUAAAUAUGAAGUCAAACAAAUUGCCACCUUCCAUGAAUAAUCUUAACAGUGGUGUAUGGAUUUAGAUGUAUGGAUGAUGAUUGAAGGAAGCAGGCUGAAUUUCUCGCAGUAGGUGGUAUUAUAAGCAGGCUACAUGUAUACUGAUUAUAUGUAAUUGAGUAAAGACAAAUUGUUUAUUAUUUGUUGUCAAAGGUUAUAAUUUGCUUGCUGCCUUCUGUCUGUUUGGUGCCAAAAUAUGCAAUAUUGUUAUAGUGAUCUUCUUAUGAUGUUUAUUAUAUUGUUAGCAUAUAGAAGAUGUAUAUAUUUAGUAGUAUAUGAAUUAGUUGUUUUAAUUUUGUAAAUAUUUAGUACUUUUACAAUUGAUAUUUUUUCUAAAAUUUAAUCAAAUUGAUUGAAUUGAUUGAAAACAGAGUACAGUGUAUUAUCUUUUGUCAUCUUUAAGUGACCUAUAAUUUCAUUUAAAGGAACAUAAUAUCAUAAAAACUUAAUUAAAAGGGACAUAAUAUUAUAAAAACUAAACUAAACUUUUAUAGAUUUUUCUAUGUUAAUACCAUUACAACAGUGUAAUCAUUGUGAAAAAAAGAAAACUACUGUUACGAAGGUCAAACUAUAUAUAUUCUUCAUACUGCAAAUAAAUUUUGAUGGGAAAAGUAUACUUUUUAGUUCAAAAGCUUAAAUUCAGACUAAAUCAAUAUGACAUCUGGUUUAUAUAGGCUGGAUAUAAGUGCAAUAUCAGUUUGUUGAUAGUAUUUUAUGAUAAGUAUUAUAUGAUAUGCAUGAUAUAUCACAUUAUCUCUAUUGUAAAGACCAGGGUUCGCAUUUCUAUCAUACUGCCAGUAUUGACUGGAAAUAAAAUUGACUGGCUGGAUAAUUUAUCUGUCAUUCAAUAUAUAGAUGUACAUGUAUAAGAUGUAUCAAAAAAUGUGACUGUAAACUCUGAAUGGUUAAAUCUAUGUGUAAAAACUGCACUCAAAACUGCAAACUUUGUUUGGGAUCCCUGCUAAUAACAUACCCAAUCAUAAUGUUGUAUAUCAUUAUGUACAUUGACCUUAUGUUAUUAAAAUAAUUCAAUUUA